Molecule: messenger RNA, 1575 nt
Organism: Megalops cyprinoides (Indo-Pacific tarpon)
Lineage: Eukaryota; Metazoa; Chordata; Actinopteri; Elopiformes; Megalopidae
Product: alpha-1A adrenergic receptor-like
Exons: 2
Coding region: 51-1574 (507 amino acids)
Biological process (GO): phospholipase C-activating G protein-coupled receptor signaling pathway; regulation of vasoconstriction; cell-cell signaling
Cellular component (GO): membrane
Molecular function (GO): alpha1-adrenergic receptor activity
Source: RefSeq, a predicted model, not a curated record
GUCAAUCAUAGAUUAAAUAUUGUCUGCUAUGGAGGAACUCUGUUUUCAAAAUGAGUUUGGACAUUGAUGAUGCUGCGAACUCGCGGAGAAACGGUUCUGCGGAGCUGUACACGGAGACGCCUCUGUCAGCCAACAUCUCUAAUGUGACCACAGGGAAUGAAACCGAUGUUAUUCCCCUGGACCUUACUCGGGCUGUCCCUCUGGGGAUGGUUCUGGGUGCUUUUAUUGUGUUUGCGAUCGUUGGCAACAUACUUGUCAUUCUCUCUGUGGUAUGCAACCGACAUCUGCGUAUCCCAACGAACUAUUUCAUUAUUAACCUGGCCAUUGCUGACCUGUUGCUUAGUACCACGGUGCUGCCUGUUUCCGCUACUUUGGAAAUCCUCAAUUACUGGGUGUUCGGGAGGAUCUUCUGUGACAUCUGGGCGGCAGUGGACGUGCUGUGUUGUACCGCGUCUAUCAUGAGUCUGUGCGUAAUCUCAAUAGACCGGUACAUCGGGGUGCGAUACCCGCUGCAAUACCCGAGUAUUGUGACAGAGAGAAGGGCGCUUCUGGCCAUGCUCGGGGUCUGGGUUCUCGCCCUGGUCAUCUCCAUCGGACCUCUGCUCGGCUGGAAACAGCCGCCCUCUCCGGACGACAAGGUUUGUCCCAUCACCGAAGAACCGUUUUACGCACUGUUUUCUUCCCUGGGUUCUUUCUAUAUACCGCUGGCCGUGAUUCUUGCCAUGUACUGCCGGGUCUACAUAGUUGCCAAAAGGACCACAAAGAACCUGGAGGCGGGAGUGAUGCGGGAGAGAAGGGACUCUAAUGAGUUCACGCUCAGAAUCCACUGCAAGGGCACGCAGAUGCCGGAGGACUGCAGCGGCGCGGGCAAAGGUAGGGGGCAGCAGACAAGGAGCUCGCUCACGGUCAAACUGCUGAAGUUUUCCCGGGAGAAGAAAGCUGCCAAAACGCUUGGAGUCGUGGUGGGGAUGUUUAUUCUCUGCUGGUUGCCAUUCUUCCUCGCGCUGCCUAUUGGGUCGUUCAAUAACAACCUGCGUCCGCCCGAGACGUUCUUCAAAGUGAUCUUCUGGCUGGGCUACUUCAACAGCUGCCUGAACCCCAUCAUCUACCCCUGCUACAGCCGGGAGUUCAAGCAGGCCUUCAUCCGGAUCCUGCGUUGCCAGUGUCAGCGGCGCCGGCCCGGCUGGACCGUGUACCGGUACCGCAGCUGCCGGCUGCGCACCUCCCAGCACUCGCACAAGGACUCGGCGGACAACACCUCCGCCUGCCUCAACGGGAGCCCCCGGACGCUCUCCUCCACCAAUCCCAGCCCCAGCAACGCCUGCAAGGGGGCGGGGCCUCGGCGCCUGGAGCUGGAUAGGUUCCACGGCUGGGGCCCCUCCCCUUGCCCCUCCCCGUGCCCCUCCUCCUCCUCCCCCCUGCCUGGGAGCCCAUCUCCAGAGACGUGCCACCACGGCGCUAACAAGCUCAACGGGGUGACCCCGUGCACACCCCCCUGCCUCCCCCUCCCUGGCAGGCAGAACGGGAGCAGAGGCACAGAGAACAGAGGGGCGGUACCCCAAAGCAAGAUGUGAC